This is a messenger RNA of Salvia miltiorrhiza (redroot sage), 843 nucleotides long. Its product is annotated as probable glutathione S-transferase. Gene Ontology annotation, molecular function: glutathione transferase activity. Lineage: Eukaryota; Viridiplantae; Streptophyta; Magnoliopsida; Lamiales; Lamiaceae. The transcript is spliced from 2 exons. Gene Ontology annotation, cellular component: cytoplasm. The record is from RefSeq and is a predicted model, not a curated record. Bases 86 to 760 code for a protein of 224 amino acids. Gene Ontology annotation, biological process: glutathione metabolic process.
GAAAAUUUAAUAUUGUAAGAUAGGUGAAUGAUUGAAGCUAAAUAAAUGAAAGUAGAGAGAUGUGAGGAAGGGAGUUGGUAAGAAAAUGAGUGGGGGUGAUGAGUGGAUUUUGUUGGAUUUUUGGUCAAGCAUGUUCGGAUCAAGGGUUAGAAUUGCACUUGCAGAGAAAGGGAUUGUUUAUGAGAGGAGAGAAGAAGAAUUCCCAAAGAAAAGCGAGGUUUUGUUGGAGAUGAAUCCAACUUAUCGAAAAAUCCCAGUUCUGAUUCACAAUGGCAAACCCAUCUGCGAGUCGUGGAACAUCGUGCAGUAUAUCGAUGAAGUCUGCUGCUUCACUCCGUUUCUCCUCCCCACCGAUCCUUAUGACAGAGCCAAAGCCAACUUCUGGGCUCAUUUCAUUGACCACAAGCUACAUCCCGUGAGUAUGAAGACAAUGAGGUACGAGACCAAGGCACAGUUGGAGGAAGCUGAGAAGGAGAUGGUAGAGUGUGUGAAGCUAUUGCAAGGUGAGCUCGGAGAGAAGCCUUAUUUUGGAGGGGAGAGAGUGGGGUAUUUGGAUGUGAUAUUAGGUGGAUUCUGCAGCUGGUUUUGUGCAUAUAAAGAGUUGGGAAGCUUCAGCAUUCUUGAUGAGUUCCCUAAGCUCAAGGCAUGGACGCACAGAUGCAUGCAACGCCACACCUUCUCCGCAUCUCUCCCCGACCCCGACAAGCUUUGCCAUCUUGUGCGCCGCAUCAGAAACCGCAACGCCUUGGACUUGCAAUGAAUCCCAUCAAUCACUAUUCACUAUUACAUCCUUUGUCUUCCAAUUUCUAAAGUUUUAAUAAAAUAAUCAAAGUGGAGUAGAAA